This is a messenger RNA of Cokeromyces recurvatus, 492 nucleotides long. RefSeq lists its product as uncharacterized. The record is from RefSeq and is a predicted model, not a curated record. Lineage: Eukaryota; Fungi; Mucoromycota; Mucoromycetes; Mucorales; Mucoraceae. The transcript is spliced from 2 exons. The coding region runs from base 1 to 492 and encodes 163 amino acids.
AUGAUUUCAAAACAAGUCAUUCAUGUCAUUGGGCUUCAAUUAACAGUAUAUGGUUUAGAAGAAUAUAAUAAAUUUUAUAGAGGAGCACCUGUUACUGUCAUGUUUGCGCUUCAUGGUCGAUUACAAAAUCAAUUCAAGAUGGAAUCGGUUUCUCAAGCUAUAUGCCAAUUAAAUGAACAUUAUCAAAAAGGAAAUCGGUACAUUCUCGUUAUUACAUUUGACUCACCUAACCAUGGAAGUCGGCUUAUUUAUAAGCCUGCAAACUAUGGUUGGGUAGAGGGUAAAUAUAAAAAUCCAACUCAUGCAUUAGAUAUGUGGAGUAUGAUUCAUUCUACUUCACAUACUGUGAGUGAAUUAAUUGAUGUAGUAGAAUACUAUUUAUUUGGUGGUUCCCAACAAUGGGUAGAGAUUUGGGGAGUAAUGGGUUUCUCAAUGGGUGGCCAUGCAACAUUCUUAACAGCAGCCAAUGGUAUUUAUAUAGCUUAUCAAUAA